CCCCAUCCCGAGCUCCAGGAAUGCUGUACGAAUCCAAGGUGAGAUGUCACGGCUGAGCCUUGGCUUCCACGACCCACUGAGGGCAGAUUAAGACCUUGGGGCAGGUGGCACCAAACCCGGGCGGGUCCCUUGGCCAUGGAGUUGGCAGAUUUAUUCUUCAAUGGGAGCCAAUUCCCCACAUCCCAGCUGGACUUGGAAGGGUCAUUGGCCGCCACCAAUGGCUCCAACCAGACGGAGCCCUACUACGACACAACCAGCAAUGCCGUCCUCACCUGCAUCUACUUCGUGGUGUGCAUCGUGGGCCUGUGCGGCAACACCCUGGUCAUCUACGUCAUCCUCCGCUAUGCCAAGAUGAAGACCAUCACCAACAUCUACAUCCUCAACUUGGCCAUCGCCGAUGAGCUCUUCAUGCUGGGGCUACCCUUCCUGGCCAUGCAGGUGGCUCUGGUGCAUUGGCCCUUCGGCAAGGCCAUAUGUCGCGUGGUCAUGACCGUGGAUGGCAUCAACCAGUUCACCAGCAUCUUCUGCCUCACCGUCAUGAGCAUCGAUCGCUACCUGGCCGUGGUGCAUCCCAUCAAGUCGGCCAAGUGGAGGCGACCUCGAACAGCCAAGAUGAUCAGCCUUGCCGCGUGGGGGCCUCGACUGCUGGUCAUCCUGCCCAUCAUGAUCUAUGCGGGGCUCCGGAGCAACCAGUGGGGUCGAAGUAGCUGCACCAUCAACUGGCCUGGAGAAUCGGGGGCCUGGUACACCGGUUUCAUUAUCUACGCCUUCAUCUGGGAUUCCCUGGUGCCUCUGGUCAUCAUCUGCCUCUGCUACGUGUUUAUCAUCAUCAAGGUCAAGUCCUCGGGGAUCCGAGUGGGCUCAUCCAAGAGGAAGAAGUCGGAGAGGAAAGUCACCCGCAUGGUGUCCAUCGUGGUGGCCGUCUUCGUGUUCUGCUGGCUGCCUUUCUACAUCUUCAACGUCUCCUCGGUCUCCGUGGCCAUCAGCCCCACUCCCGCCCUCAAAGGCAUGUUCGACUUCGUGGUGGUCCUCACCUACGCCAACAGCUGCGCCAACCCAAUCCUGUAUGCCUUCUUGUCUGACAACUUCAAGAAGAGCUUCCAGAAUGUUCUCUGCCUGGCCAAAAUGAGUGGCCUCGAUGACGGGGAGCGAAGUGACAGCAAGCAAGAUAAAUCCCGGCUGCACGAGACCACGGAGACUCAGAGGACCCUCCUCAAUGGUGACCUCCAGACCAGUAUCUAAAGGGCUUGGAAAACAAAGCAAAAAUAACAACAACAAUGAACACUCAGAAGGCCAAAGUUCUACCAACCUGGCCUGGGCUUCUCCCCACUCCCCCACUUCCUCUUCAUCAUCACAGCUGGCUUCUAGAAUAGGGAUCUGGGCUUGCUCUUUGGGGGGCCAAGUCAGAAAGCAGUGCCAGGAGUGAAGAGUUAGCGGAGUGUUGGAGAGUGAAGGCCACCAUCUUGGACGUGAACAGUCAACAUGGAGGUGGCCUUUCCCCAUACGGGCCGGCCGGCCUGGCCCGGAGCCUCAGAACCAAACAUAAGCCAAGUGGACCGUUGUAUCCGUGUGCCUGUGAGUCUAAGAGCUGCUACGUGAUCUCGUUGUCGUGUUCUUCUAUUUAUACUUGUAUAUACCCAUCCGGCACCCCCACCCCACCCUGAGCCACCACCCCGUCUUGUGUUCUAGUCCAUGAGGAAUGAAUUCCAGCGUGCACAGACCUUAUGGGUUUAUGGCCUCCACAGAAUUCGUAGAAAUGAGGCUUCCCACAAGGUCAAUAAAAUCAGAACUCUGGGGACUCUCUCUUGCUCGGGUAGUGUGCACCUAGCCAGAUGGUUUUGUUCUAAAAAGAAAAAAAAAUAUGUGUUUAAAAUUUA
This is a messenger RNA of Suncus etruscus (white-toothed pygmy shrew), 1877 nucleotides long. It is a transcript of the gene SSTR2, whose product is annotated as somatostatin receptor 2. Gene Ontology annotation, molecular function: neuropeptide binding; somatostatin receptor activity. Gene Ontology annotation, cellular component: membrane; neuron projection. The record is from RefSeq and is a predicted model, not a curated record. Lineage: Eukaryota; Metazoa; Chordata; Mammalia; Eulipotyphla; Soricidae. Gene Ontology annotation, biological process: cellular response to estradiol stimulus; cellular response to glucocorticoid stimulus; neuropeptide signaling pathway.